Chaetura pelagica (chimney swift) is the source of this 1083-nucleotide messenger RNA. Its product is annotated as tumor necrosis factor receptor superfamily member 10B-like. NCBI's taxonomy places the organism in Eukaryota, Metazoa, Chordata, Aves, Apodiformes, Apodidae. Gene Ontology annotation, biological process: positive regulation of apoptotic process; TRAIL-activated apoptotic signaling pathway. Gene Ontology annotation, molecular function: protein binding. The record is from RefSeq and is a predicted model, not a curated record. Bases 1 to 1083 code for a protein of 360 amino acids. The transcript has 9 exons. Gene Ontology annotation, cellular component: plasma membrane; cell surface.
AUGGGGAAGAGUUUUAUCAAGUCCAAGACAGCGAUCUCUACUGCAGGAAGUGCCCUGCAGAGUGGCACCUAUGUUGCAGAGCACUGCAAAGAACAGAAUGGCUCCAGCAAGUGUUUGCCCUGUAAGAAGGACGAGUACAUUGAAUACCCAAACGACUUCACCAAGUGCCUCGGCUGCCAGACGUGUCGGGAAGAUCAGGUUGAGCUGAGUCCCUGCCGCAACACCAGCAAUACCCAGUGCGUCUGCAGGAACGGCACCUUCUGCUCCCCUGACCACCCCUGUGAGAUGUGCCAGAAGUGCCGGCCCCGGUGUCCCGAGGGAGAAGUGGAGCUGGCUCCCUGCACUCCGCACAGCGACCGCCGCUGUGGUCCUGCCACCACCACCUCUGGCUUAGCUGGACACUGGAUUGCGUUGAUCAUACUGGGGCCACUUGCAGUGGUCCUUGGGGUCUUUGUCCUGUGGAAAUGCUACUGCCACCAUUCCUCAGGAGAUGGGAAGAACCUGAGUAGCAAGUCCUGCAGCGCGAUGGACUACCUGAGGCAGCAGCUGAGGAAGCUCCAGCGGGGAGGCCGGGGGACCCAGGACAACAUCCGCAACGAGCAGCUCCUCAGGGCAUCAAGUCCAGUGAUUCCCAAUGCUCCAGGACCUGAGCCCAAUCCCAUCCUUCUUACAACCUCCUUUGAGGGAGUUGUAGAGAGUGAGAAGGUCUCCCCUCAGCCUCCUUCUCUCCAGGCCAAGAGAGGAAGCUCUCUAGCUCUGUUCUCUGAGCUUUUCCCUUUCCCCCCUCCAGAUUUGCGACGUUCUUUUGACAUCUUUGCCCAACAAGUGCCUGUAAAAGACUGGAAGAGGUUUGGCCGAGCCCUUGAUCUGCUGGAGAAUGACAUUGCCCUUGCAGAGACAAAUGACAAGGCUUCUCUGGAGCCCUUCUUCCAGAUGCUCAACACCUGGCUUAACAGACAAGGGAUCAAUGCCUCUGUGAACAUGCUGCUGGCUGCCCUGCACGACAUCAAUCUUGGAGGGAUUGCAGAGGACAUCUCCUUCAAGCUGGUCCAGCAGGGGUAUUUCCAAUAUGAAGUCAGCUGA